Saprolegnia diclina VS20 is the source of this 2709-nucleotide messenger RNA. RefSeq lists its product as hypothetical. Gene Ontology annotation, biological process: cilium movement; cilium assembly. Gene Ontology annotation, cellular component: cilium. Bases 1 to 2709 code for a protein of 902 amino acids. The record is from RefSeq and is a predicted model, not a curated record. NCBI's taxonomy places the organism in Eukaryota, Oomycota, Saprolegniomycetes, Saprolegniales, Saprolegniaceae. The transcript is spliced from 5 exons.
AUGCAGCGGCUGGUAUGGACGCUCGGCGUUGUGGUCGAUCGUACGGUACAUGCCGAAUUGAAGUCGCGGGUGCCGAAUUUAGCAAGCGUUGCAGUCGGCAAGAUCGCGGCGAAAGGACGCACGAUGGACCUCGUUGCGGCGCGGGCGACGCCGACGGACCCCAAGCUGCUGCGGCCGCUCGUGUCGCAGCAAUUUGGCCUCGUCGGACGCAACGCGGUGCUCGAGGCUGUGCCCCAGUCCGUGCACUUUGGCGGCUUUGCGCUGGGCGUGACGCACACGCAGCGCGUGCGCAUCCUCAACAAGUCGACGUCGACGACGCGCUUGCACCUCCUCGUGCCGACGGCGGCGCCAUUCCGCGUCGAGUACGACCGCAAAGGCAAUAUCUACGCCGGCAUGAGCGAGGAAAUCUUCAUUGCGUUUACGCCGACCGAGCACAAGUACUACUACGAGUGCAUCCAUGUGCAUAGCGCGGAAGGCAACUUUAUCAUCCCGAUCCAUGGGUACCCGGUCGUCAACAAGGUCGCGUUCCCAUCGAGCAUCCACUUUGGCGCGACGCCGCUGGGCCAUGUCGCCCAACGCGUGCUGCAGCUCACGUGCAGUGUCCCGAUUGAGUUUGAGUUUCGCAUUGAGGUGCUCAAAGCCCAUAGCUCGAUUCGUGUCGAGCCUAUCAGCGGCAUCAUUCCGGCCAACGGCACGGCGCAUAUCACGGUGCAGUUCCAGCCCAUCGUGCUCGCCAACGUUUUUUCGGAGAUUGAGCUUCACAUUGCUCAAUUCAACUUCACGCCCAAGCACUGUACGAUCUCAGGCUUCUCGUCGCCGGGUCUCCAGGCCGCCGUCGACGGCGGCGACGAAGAAGCCAAGGUCGAGAUGGCGCCCGAGAAAGACGACAAGGCCAGUGCGACCGAGCCACCGCGGUUGCUGCCCAAGAAGCCAGCCGCCAAGCCGCUGGAAAUGACGCUCCCGACCGAAACCAUCGUUGACGGGCUCAAGAUUCCCAAGCACCUCGACAGCGUGAGUGCGACCACCUUCAUCUUGACGCAACAAGCCGGCAAGUUCAAGCCCAAGGACCUCAAAAAAGCGAUCGACGAGAACCGCGCGCUGCGCAAGCGCCAAAAGGCCGAGCAAGAAGCGCUCCGGCAAAAGACAGGCAGCGCCGGCGGGCGGCUCUCGUUCGACGUCAUCUACAUGGAAGCCACGGUGGCGGCCAAGCCCACGACGCGCCAGCUCCAGGAGCUCGUGUUUCUGCAAGACCUCCAAGACAUCAACAAGAUGGAGAAGGACCUCGAGUUCCAAAGCAACCGCGAGUACAUUGGGGACGAUCUCUUGGCGCCUGAGAGCACCACGACAAUCCAGCGGGUGCGCGACGCCAACGCGGCCGAGAAGGCUGCGAAAGAGCGCGAGCUGCUUCGGCGAACGUUCCACAGCCAUGGCAGCUCGGCGCAGUCGACCCCGCCGAUGCGCUCGGUCCUUCCGGCUCUGCUGACUCCCGCAACGUUGCCAGAUUUCAACGAGUACAAGAACGACUUGUGGGCCAAGCGCAAGCGCGCACUGGCCCGCUUCAUCCAGGUCGUCUCGGGGUGCAUCCUUCGGCUCCGCGUCGCCAAGCGCCUGCGCAAGAUCCAAGCGUGGCUUGGCAGUGCCACGACCCGUGCCGAAGUCCGGCGCAUGGUCGAACGCGAUUGGAAGCUAGCGCUCAUGAAUGUCUCGACCUCUGCGGUGGCCUCUCGGCAGCAGCUCACUGCGCUCGGGUCGUCCGAGCUGCAGGCAACUGCCAUCGUGCCGUCCUAUCAACUCCGCUCGUUUCCUGUCUACAUGGAGAGCGACUCGCGACUCCGGUUUCCCGUCGAGACGACCAUCGAGACGGCGUUCACCGACUUUGGCUUGUUCCCGCUGCACGUGCCGCACGAAGCCGACGUCACGGGCUACAAGCCACACCCGCUCCUCUCCAUUCCGCAGUACGCUCCUUUGGAGCUCCAGCGCAAGAUGCGGUCGGGCGCGCAGCACGAAGCCGGCACCCGCGCGCCCCGAGCGAUCGCGGCGCCAAGAGACACGGAGCUUCUCGUGGUGGUCCCUGCGUCGCAGCUCAAGUGGCCGAUCGCCCUGCGCCCGACGUUCUUCUGCCUUCCGCCGGCGUCGCCUCGCAUCUACACGCCGUUGGGGGCGACGCCGUUGGCGACAGACCCCGCCUAUGCGCUACGGCCCCAGCUGCGGGCGCGGAAUGUGCCCCGCACCGUGGUCUCUCUUGUCGGCGAUACGCCGGGAACGAUCUCGCUGAGCACGAUUGUGCCGUACCAUUUGCACACGGCAUGGCACUGCACCCUCGACACGCGCGACCAGCGGCGGCUUUGGGACCUUCCGUCGGUCGCGCCGCCGCUUGUCACGCCGACGUGCAACAGCGUCGAAGUUCUCAGCGACAGUGAGAGCGACAAUGAAGAUGAGACCAAUGUCGAGGUUCCUACUAUGGAGGACGCGGAGCAGCUCUUUCAGGAAGCUGCGUCGCCAAGCCUCGCGUCGCUCUCGGUCUUUGCGCGGUACGACGCACUACUGCACCUCGACCUCGAGUACAAGCGCUACCGCCACGACCUCUGCGCCCAGCUGCCCAAGCGCAUGGCGCACGUCGCGCAGCAUGUCAAGGACUCGCGCGCGUCGUUUGUGCUGCAAGGCCACGGCGACGUCUUGCCACUGCACCAAAGCACAUCGUGUUCAUAA